This is a messenger RNA of Caenorhabditis angaria, 5848 nucleotides long. Lineage: Eukaryota; Metazoa; Nematoda; Chromadorea; Rhabditida; Rhabditidae. The record is from the annotation of a GenBank genome assembly.
AUGGUCCUGGAAUUGUCAAAUUUACCAUUUCCAAUUCGAUAUUUCGUCUGUUGGAUUAUAAUGAUUUAUAUGCUUAUUUCAACAAUUGUUGUUUAUCCAACGGCAGUUUGUUUGGUGUAUUUUGCUGGGUUUUUGGUGCAGCCGUUUUUGAGGUAAAUUUAAAGAUUUCCACGAUUUUCAGCACAAAAUUUCAGCUUAGAAACAAUAUUUUCACAAAAAAUCUGGUUGAUUUAAAAUUUUGGCACAAUUUUCUACUUUUGAAGAGUUUCUAGCCUCAAAUUUUAAGCUGAAAAUCAUGAAAGACUUGAUUUUCAGUAAAUUUAAGCAUUUUCAUGAUUUUUAGCACAAAAUUUCAGUCUAGAAAUAAUUUUUUCACAAAAAUCUGGUUGAUCUAAAAUUUUUCCACAAUUUUCUAUUUUUGAAGAUUUUCUAGGCUGAAAUUUUGUGCUGAAAAUCAUUAAAGCCUUGAAUUUCAGCAAAUUUAAACAUUUCCACGGUUUUCAGCGCAAAAUUUCAGUCUAGAAACAAUGUUUUCACAGAAAUCUGGCUAUAGUACUUUUUGAAGAGUUUCUAGGCUGAAAUUUUGUGCUGAAAAUCAGGAAAGGCUUGAAUUUCAGCGAAUUUAAGCAUUUCCACAAUUUUUAGCACAAAAUUUCAGUCUAGAAACAAUGUUUUCACAGAAAUCUGGCUAUAGUACUUUUUGAAGAGUUUCUAGGCUGAAAUUUUGUGCUGAAAAUCAGGAAAGGCUUGAAUUUCAGCAAAUUUAAGCAUUUCCACAAUUUUUAGCACAAAAUUUCAGUCUAGAAACAAUGUUUUCACAGAAAUCUGGCUAUAGUACUUUUUGAAGAGUGUCUAGGCUCAAAUUUUGUGCUGAAAAUCAUGAAAAGCUUGAAUUUCAGCGAAUUUAAACAUUUCCACAAUUUUUAGCACAAAAUUUCAGCCUAGAAACAAUUUUUUCACAGAAAUCUGGCUAUAGUACUUUUUGAAGAGUUUCUAGGCUGAAAUUUUGUGCUGAAAAUCAGGAAAGGCUUGAAUUUCAGCAAAUUUAAGCAUUUCCACAAUUUUUAGCACAAAAUUUCAGUCUAGAAACAAUGUUUUCACAAAAAUCUGGCUAUAGUACUUUUUGAAGAGUGUCUAGGCUCAAAUUUUGUGCUGAAAAUCAUGAAAAGCUUGAAUUUCAGCGAAUUUAAACAUUUCCACGAUUUUCAGCGCAAAAUUUCAGCCUAGAAACAAUUUUUUCACAGAAAUCUGGCUAUAGUACUUUUUGAAGAGUUUCUAGGCUGAAAUUUUGUGUUGAAAAAUCAGGAAAGGCUUGAAUUUCAGCAAAUUUAAGCAUUUCCACAAUUUUUAGCACAAAAUUUCAGUCUAGAAACAAUGUUUUCACAGAAAUCUGGCUAUAGUACUUUUUGAAGAGUUUUCUAGGCUGAAAUUUUGUGUUGAAAAUCAGGAAAGGCUUGAAUUUCAGCAAAUUUAAGCAUUUCCACAAUUUUUAGCACAAAAUUUCAGUCUAGAAACAAUGUUUUCACAGAAAUCUGGCUAUAGUACUUUUUGAAGAGUGUCUAGGCUCAAAUUUUGUGCUGAAAAUCAUGAAAAGCUUGAAUUUCAGCGAAUUUAAACAUUUCCACGAUUUUCAGCGCAAAAUUUCAGCCUAGAAACAAUUUUUUCACAGAAAUCUGGCUAUAGUACUUUUUGAAGAGUUUCUAGGCUGAAAUUUUGUGCUGAAAAUCAUGAAAGGCUUGAAUUUCAGCGAAUUUAAACAUUUCCACGAUUUUCAGCGCAAAAUUUCAGCCUAGAAACAAUUUUUUCACAGAAAUCUGGCUAUAGUACUUUUUUGAAGAGUUUCUAGGCUGAAAUUUUGUGCUGAAAAUCAGGAAAGGCUUGAAUUUCAGCAAAUUUAAGCAUUUCCACAAUUUUUAGCACAAAAUUUCAGUCUAGAAACAAUGUUUUCACAAAAAUCUGGCUAUAGUACUUUUUGAAGAGUGUCUAGGCUCAAAUUUUGUGCUGAAAAUCAUGAAAAGCUUGAAUUUCAGCGAAUUUAAACAUUUCCACGAUUUUCAGCGCAAAAUUUCAGCCUAGAAACAAUUUUUUCACAGAAAUCUGGCUAUAGUACUUUUUGAAGAGUUUCUAGGCUGAAAUUUUGUGCUGAAAAUCAUGAAAGGCUUGAAUUUCAGCGAAUUUAAACAUUUCCACAAUUUUUAGCACAAAAUUUCAGCCUAGAAACUUUUGUUUUCACAAAAAUCUGGUUGAUUCAAAAUUUUGGCAUAAUUUUCUACUUUUGAAGAGUUUCUAGGCUGAAAUUUUGUGCUGAAAAUCAUGAAAGCCUUGAAUUUCAGCGAAUUCAAACAUUUUCACGAUUUUCAGCACAAAAUUUCAGUCUAGAAACAAUAUUUUCUUUUUUUGAAGAGUUUCUAGGCUGAAAUUUGGUUAAAUUAAAGGCACACACAUUUUUCAAAGGUUGAGGUCUCGCAGCGAUUUCAAUUUUUCAUUUCCAAUUUUUUUUCAGCCGCAAAACCUUUCUGCAUUUUCGCUCUUUUUUGGCUCGCUGCCUAAAUCUUCAUUUCGUCACGCUUUCCUAUUUUUGUGGAGUUAAUGGUGAGUUAGCCUAACUAUACUAUACUAUAGUUAGGUCCAGGAAGAAAAAAAAAAUAAAUAAUUGUUUUGCAGUAAGUGAAUAUGGCGAAGAUAUGUCAAAAUACACGGAUGAAAGAUGCUUUUUGAUGCCGAAUCAUUUGGGACUUAUUGAUCAUUUCAUUGUGAUGAGAUCUUGUGAUCAGUAUGGUUGUGAUGUUGUUGGAAGAGUGAGUUUUUGCGCUGAAAUUCAAGCUUUUCAUGAUUUUCAGCACAAAAUUUGAGCCUAGAAACUCUUCAAAAAUAGAAAAUAGUCCCAAAAUUUUGGAUCAACCAGAUUUUUGUGAAAAUAUUGUUUCUAGACUGAAAUUUUGUGCUGAAAAUCAUGGAAAUGCUUAAAUUUGCUGAAAUUCCAGCCUUUCAUGAUUUUCAGCACAAAAUUUGAGCCUAGAAACUCUUCAAAAAUAGAAAAUUCUGCCAAAAUUUUGAAUCAACCAGGUUUUUGUGAAAAUAUUGUUUCUAGACUGAAAUUUUGUGCUGAAAAUCGUGGAAAUGCUUAAAUUUGCUGAAAUUCAAGGGUUUUAUGAUUUUCAGCACAAAAUUUGAGCCUAGAAACUGUUCAAAAGUAGAAAAUAGUCCCAAAAUUUUGGAUCAACCAGAUUUUUGUGAAAAUAUUGUUUCUAGACUGAAAUUUCCUGCUGAAAAUCAUGGAAAUACUUAAAUUUGUUGAAAUUCAAGCUUUUCAUGAUUUUUAGCUCAAAAUUUGAGCCUAGAAACUGUUCAAAAGUAGAAAAUUCUGCCAAAAUUUUGAAUCAACCAGGUUUUUGUGAAAAUAUUGUUUCUAGACUGAAAUUUUGUGCUGAAAAUCGUGGAAAUGCUUAAAUUUGCUGAAAUUCCAGCCUUUCAUGAUUUUCAGCACAAAAUUUGAGCCUAGAAACUGUUCAAAAGUAGAAAAUUGUGCCAAAAUUUUGGAUCAACCAGAUUUUUGUGGAAAUAUUGUUUCUAGACUGAAAUUUUGUGCUGAAAAUCGUGGAAAUGCUUAAAUUUGCUGAAAUUCAAGCCUUUCAUGAUUUUCAGCACAAAAUUUGAGCCUAGAAACUUUUCAAAAGUUAAAAAUUAUGCCAAACCCAGAUUUUUGUGGAAUUACUGUUUCUAGCCUGAAAUUUUGGGCUGAAAAUCGUGGAAGUGUUUAAAUUUGCUGAAAUUCAAGCAUUUCAUGAUUUUCAGCACAAAAUUUGAGCCUAGAAACUCUUCAAAAAGUCGAUUUUUGAGCCUAGAAGUCCAUGAAACCCCAUUUUUUUGCAGUGGAUGUUUGUCAUCUACAACAUCUGGAUAUAUAUGCCCCUCGGUUUUCUCUGGUGGAUUCAUGGCAAUUAUUUCAUCAACACCGUCUCUCCUUCACAACGUGCUCAACAACUCAAACAUUUCCGCGAUCAUUUGGACGAAACUUAUCAUAACUAUGAUUAUCGAUGGGUUUUCAUGUAUCCCGAAGGUUCGAGAUUGUUUUUGAUCAAAGGUUCGAAGUUUUGAAGUUGAAAAAUGUGGCUGUAAAAAUUCUAAGUUCGUCAGUUGCGUGCGGCUAUGCGUCGCGGUCGGGAAAAAAUCAAUAAUUCUUCCCGACCGCAACGCACAGCCGCACGCGACUCACGACCAUACAAGGGGCGCCCGUUGAGUCAGACGCGAGACGACGAGAGUAUUUUGCAAAAAUAUCUCGAAAAUGAAUUUCGCUUCGAGAUAUUUUCAAUAAAACAUGUGUUCCUUGAAACAAAGUACGGUAUUUUUUCAAAGGGACACAUAUUUUCUCAAAAAUAUCUCGAAACGAUGUCUUUCUCUGUCUCAGAUGACGUCAUCAGACUCCCGUCGUCUCUCGUCUGACCCGACGGGCAAUUGUUCUAUUGGAGGAAAAAAUCAAUUAUUGAUUUUUUCCCGACCGCGACGCAUAGCCGCACGCGACUGACGAACUUGUGAUAUUCCAGAGAGGAAUCGGCAAUUCGAGAAGAAGAACAAUCUGGAAAAUUUGAAACAUUGUGCUUAUCCUCGAGUAGGAGCUGCGUUAUGUGUUACAAAACAAUUGGGACCAUCGAAAAAUGGGGAACUCGCAAACAAUCAACUCGGAAAGCCUAUAAAAUACUUGAUUGAUGUGACAUUGGGAUAUCCGAAUGCCGAAAUUCUGGAUGUUCAGGAGAGUUUGAUGAAGACAUUGUUGGACGGCGAUCGGAGAAUGUAUGCGAUUCAUUAUGAGAUGUUUGAGAUGAAAGAGGAGUGGAAUGAUGAGGAGAUGUUGAAGGAGUUUCUUUUUGAGAGAUAUCGGAAGAAGGUUGGUGGUUUUGCGGGGAAUUUUGGGGGGUUCGGGAGGAUUCUAGAGGUUUCUGGGAGACUUUGAGGGCUUCAGAAGCCCUUAGAAUCGUCCUGAAGCCUUCUGAAGGUUUCAGGAAGGUUCUGAAAGCUUCUAAAAGCUUCUGAAGCCUCUAGGAUUCUAUUGAAGCCUUUUAAAGGCUUCAGGAAGAUUCUGAAGGCUCUAGAAAAUAUUUGAAGGCUUCAGAAGGUGCCGAUAAGCUUCUGAAGGCUUCUGAUGGCUUCAGGAAGAUUCUGAGAGCUCUAAAUGAAUUCUUGAGGCUUAUGAAGGCUUCUGGAGGUUCUGGAAGACAUUUGAAGCCUCCAAAAGCCCCAGGAAGCUCUCCGAAGCCUUCAGAAGCUUCUAGGAUUCUCCUGAAGCCCUUAGAAGCUUCUAGAAGCCUCCAGAAACCCCUGGAAGCUUUCAGCAUUUUUAUGAAGCCCUUAGAAGCCUCUAGAAGCUCCCGGAAGCUUUUAGAAGCCUUCAGAAGUCUUCUCAAGCCUCCAAAAGCCCCUGGAAGCUCUCCGAAGCCCUUAGAAGCCUUCAGAAGCCUCUAGAAUUCUCUAGAAGCCCCUGGAAGCUUUUGGAAGCCUGCAGAAGCGUUUUGAGUCUUUCAGAAGGCUUGAGAAGCCUCUGGAAGCUUUCAGAAUCCUCUAGAAGCCUCCAGAAGCCCCCUGAAGCCUCCUCAAGCCCUUAGAGGCCUCAAGAAGCCUCUAGGAUUCUCUAGGAUUCCCCUGAAGCCCCUGGAAACCUCUAGAAGCCCUUUUUCUCCAGGACCAACUACUCGAUGAAUACUACAAAACUGGAAAAUUCCCGGGACCCGCGAAAAUCGUCGAAUACCCCGCCGCCCACUUGAUGAUUCUCAACGAAAUUCUCGGAUGUGCCAUUUUCUGGAUGUUCAUCAAAACGAUUUUAUUCACAAUAUUUUCAAUUUUUUGUAAAUAA